Messenger RNA from Caenorhabditis briggsae, 240 nucleotides. NCBI's taxonomy places the organism in Eukaryota, Metazoa, Nematoda, Chromadorea, Rhabditida, Rhabditidae. The coding region runs from base 1 to 240 and encodes 79 amino acids. The record is from RefSeq and is a predicted model, not a curated record. The transcript has a single exon.
AUGAGUUUCCUGACUAUCAUCUUCUUCUUAUCUUUAUUAAUUAGCUCUAUCUAUUGCGAUCGCUAUAGAUCAUCUGAAUCAAAAUCGUCGUCAUCUUCGGAAUCUUCGGGAUUUAAAGAAUCCAUUUCAACGCCACCUGUUUUUCCCGUGGACGACUUCCCAGUUCCGGAACAAAUAUUACAGUCUGUCACCGAUGAUAAACCUUAUAAAACCGCAAAAACAAAAUUGUCAUUAUUGUGA